Messenger RNA from Opisthocomus hoazin, 8258 nucleotides. Lineage: Eukaryota; Metazoa; Chordata; Aves; Opisthocomiformes; Opisthocomidae. The record is from RefSeq and is a predicted model, not a curated record.
CAGGGAGAAGUUUAGAGAUGGAGGACGUGGUGAUAGCAGGUAUAGCAGGAAAGCUGCCAGAAUCAGAGAAUUUGCAAGAGUUUUGGGAGAACCUGCUUAAUGGAGUUGAUAUGGUCACAGAGGAUGAUCGGAGGUGGAAACCAGGAAUUUAUGGACUGCCCAAGAGAAAUGGAAAGCUCAAGGACAUAAGCAAAUUUGAUGCAUCUUUUUUUGGGGUUCACCCCAAACAAGCUCAUACGAUGGAUCCUCAGCUUCGCUUGCUGUUGGAAGUUUCUUAUGAAGCUAUUUUGGAUGGAGGUAUUAAUCCAGCCACCCUCCGUGGCACAGACACAGGUGUAUGGGUUGGUGCCAGUGGGUCAGAAGCUGCUGAAGCCCUUAGCCAAGAUCCAGAAGAGCUUUUGGGAUACAGUAUGACUGGCUGCCAGCGUGCUAUGUUUGCCAACAGGAUUUCCUACUUUUAUGACUUAACAGGACCAAGCAUAACUAUUGACACAGCGUGCUCCUCUAGUCUUAUUGCUCUGGAAAAUGCUUAUAAGGCAAUUCGUCAUGGACAGUGCAGUGCAGCCCUAGUAGGAGGGGUCAACAUUUUGCUGAAACCCAACACUUCUGUACAGUUCAUGAAACUGGGUAUGCUUAGUCCUGAUGGUGCCUGCAAGGCAUUUGAUGUUUCAGGAAAUGGAUAUUGUCGCUCUGAGGCUGUUGUUGUUGUUCUUUUGACCAAGAGAUCUAUGGCUAAGCGGAUCUAUGCCACAAUAGUCAAUGCUGGAAGUAACACUGAUGGCUUUAAGGAGCAAGGUGUGACAUUCCCAUCUGGAGAGAUGCAGCAGCAGUUGGUCAGCUCUUUGUACAGAGAAAGCGGUGUCAACCCUGGAGAAGUGGAGUAUGUUGAAGCUCAUGGGACGGGCACCAAGGUUGGAGAUCCACAGGAAGUAAAUGGCAUUGUAAAUGUCUUCUGUCAAUGUGAGAGAGAGCCACUGUUGAUUGGAUCAACCAAGUCAAACAUGGGUCAUCCAGAGCCUGCCUCUGGUCUUGCUGCAUUAGCCAAGGUGAUUCUCUCUCUGGAACAUGGGCUGUGGGCUCCAAAUCUUCAUUUCAAUACCCCAAAUCCAGAUAUUCCUGCCUUACAAGAUGGCUCUCUAAAGGUAGUUUGUAAACCUAUGCCAGUGAAAGGUGGCCUUGUCAGUAUCAACUCUUUUGGCUUUGGAGGUGCUAAUGCCCAUGUAAUUCUGAGGCCAAAUGAAAACAAACGCCAGCCUCUGGAGACCUGUAACAUGCCAAGACUGGUUCAAAUUUGUGGCAGAACGCAGGAAGCUGUGGAAAUACUUAUUCAAGAGAGCAGAAAACAUGGAGGAUGCAGCCCAUUUGUAAGCAUGCUCAGCGAUAUCUCUGCAGUUCCUGUAUCCUCCAUGCCCUACAGGGGCUACACACUAGUUGGCACUGAGAACGACAUAAAAGAGGUUCAGCAAGUUCAAGCAUCUGGUAGACCUCUCUGGUACAUCUGCUCAGGCAUGGGAACACAGUGGAAAGGUAUGGGCCUGAGCCUUAUGAAGUUGGAUUUGUUUCGCCAGUCUAUAUGGCGCUCGGACGAGGCUUUGAAGAACACAGGCCUAAAGGUCUCGGACCUGCUUCUGCAAGCAGACGAGAACACUUUUGACGACACCGUCCAUGCGUUCGUUGGACUAGCUGCUAUUCAGAUUGCACAGAUUGAUAUGCUGAAGGCUGCAGGUCUACAACCUGAUGGGAUUUUGGGCCACUCGGUGGGAGAACUAGCUUGUGGCUAUGCAGACAACUCCUUAAGUCACGAGGAAGCUGUUCUUGCCGCUUAUUGGCGGGGACGAUGUGUUAAAGAGGCCAAAUUGCCCCCAGGAGGAAUGGCUGCUGUUGGUCUGACAUGGGAGGAAUGUAAGCAACGCUGUCCUCCGCAUGUGGUACCAGCCUGUCACAACUCUGAAGAUACUGUCACUGUUUCGGGGCCUCUGGACUCUGUGAAUGAGUUUGUAGCCAAACUGAAAAAGGAUGGUGUGUUCGCAAAGGAGGUGCGCAGUGCUGGAGUUGCAUUUCAUUCCUAUUACAUGGCGUCUAUUGCACCAGUGCUGCUGAGUGCCCUGAAAAAGGUUAUUCCACACCCUAAACCUCGUUCAGCACGAUGGAUCAGUACAUCUAUACCUGAAUCUCAAUGGCAGAGUGAUCUGGCUAGGAAUUCCUCUGCAGAGUAUCACGUGAACAACCUAGUGAAUCCAGUGCUGUUCCACGAAGGUCUGAAGCAUGUUCCAGAGAACGCUGUUGUAGUAGAGAUUGCUCCUCAUGCUCUUUUACAGGCUAUCUUGAGGAGAACUUUGAAACCAACUUGCACCAUUCUACCUUUGAUGAAGAAAGAGCACAAAAAUAAUUUGGAGUUCUUCCUAAUACAGACUGGAAAGAUUCAUUUAACUGGGAUAAAUGUUCUUGGAAAUAACUUGUUCCCACUUGUGGAGUACCCUGUCCCUGUGGGAACACCCCUUAUUUCUCCAUACAUCAAAUGGGACCAUAGCCAGGACUGGGAUGUUCCAAAAGCUGAAGACUUUCCAGCAGGUUCCAAAGGCUCUGCAUCUGCUUCACUCUACAAUAUUGAUGUGAGUCCUGACUCUCCUGACCACUACUUGGUUGGUCACUGCAUUGAUGGCAGAGUUCUGUACCCAGCAGCUGGGUACCUAGUACUGGCUUGGCGAACUCUGGCACGGUCUCUUGGGAUGGCUGUGGAGCAAGUGGCUGUUAUGUUUGAAGAAGUCACAAUUCAUCAGGCGACUAUCCUUCCCAAAAAAGGAUCAGUACAGCUGGAAGUAAGACUCAUGCCUGCUUCCCACUGCUUUGAGGUGUCAGGGAAUGGGAAUCUGGCUGUGAGUGGGAAGAUUUCCCUCCUAGAACAAAAUGCUCUGAAGAACUUCCAUAACCAGUCAGUUGACUUUCAGUCUCAAGUAGACAUGAGCUCGAAGUCUGGCCUCUUGAAAGAAGACAUUUACCAAGAGCUGCAUCUGCGUGGAUAUAAUUAUGGACCAACUUUCCAGGGCGUUCUGGAAUGCAACAGUGAAGCAAGCACUGGGAAGGUCCAGUGGAAUAGGAACUGGGUGACCUUCCUUGACAGCCUGCUACACGUACUAAUCUUAGCUGAGACUGGGCGCAGUCUGCGUUUACCCACCAGGAUUCGCUCAGUACUUAUUGACCCAGUGCUGCAUCAGGAGCAGGUGUGCCAAUACCAGGACGAUGUAGAAGCUUUUGAUGUUGUUGUGGACCACUGUCUUGAUAGCCUUAAAGCAGGGGGUGUUCAGAUCAAUGGCCUUCAUGCUGCUGUGGCACCACGACGACAACAGGAACGGAUCCCUCCCACCUUGGAAAAAUUCUGCUUUGUGCCCUAUACUGAGAGUGACUGUUUGUCUUCCAGUGUCCAUCUUCAUGCCUAUCUGGAGCACUGUAAAGAUCUGAUCCAGAACUUACAGGCUAAGGUGGCAGUGCAUGGGGUCAAAUUAGUCAUCCCUGGACUAGAAACUGCAGUGGCUGCUGCAGAGUCCUCACCCAUACAGAAGGGCCUUCAGCAUAUCCUUGCUGAAAUCUGCCAUCUGGAACUGAAUGGAAACCUCCAUUCUGAGCUGGAACAGAUUGUGACUCAAGAGAAAAUGCACUUCCAGGACGACCCUCUUCUCAAUGGAUUGCUAGAUUCUUCAGAGUUGAAGACUUGUCUGGAUAUGGCAUUGGAGAACAUGACCAGUCACAGGAUGAAGAUAGUAGAGGCUCUUGCAGGAAGUGGACAUCUGUUCUCUCGUGUCAAAAGUAUUCUGAACACUCAGCCCCUGUUGCAGGUGGACUACAUUGCAACUGACCGCAUUCUGGAAACUCUUUCAGCUAAUGAAAAGGAGCUACAAGAUGCUGGAGUUCUCCUUAGCCAGUGGGAUCCAUCUAGCCUUCCCUCUGGAAAUCUGACCAACGCUGACCUGGUGGUAUACAACUGUUCGACAAGUGUUCUAGGGAACACCACUGAAAUUCUCUCUAAUUUGGCAGCUGCAGUGAAAGAAGGAGGGUUUGUUUUGCUACACACCCUUCUUAAAGGAGAAACUCUUGGAGAAAUUGUCAGUUUCCUUGCAAGUCCAGAUCUACAGCAGAAACACAGCUUCCUGAGUGAGGCACAGUGGGAAGGCUUAUUCAGCAAAGCCUCACUGAAUCUGGUUGCUAUGAAGAAAUCAUUCUUUGGAUCGGUUAUUUUCCUGUGUCGCCGGCAAGCCCCUGCCAAAACACCUGUUUUUCUGCCAAUAGAUGAGACCGAUUAUAAGUGGGUUGAAUCCUUAAAGAAGGUCUUGGCAGACCCAUCAGAGCAGCCUGUGUGGUUGACUGCCGUCAGUUGUGGGAACUCAGGAAUUCUGGGAAUGGUGAACUGCCUCCGCCUUGAAGCAGAAGGCCACAGAAUCAGGUGUGUGUUCAUUUCCAACUUGAACCCUUCAUCAGCUGUCCCACCCACAAGUCUGUCUUCACUGGAGAUGCAGAAGAUUGUUCAGAGGGACCUGGUGAUGAAUGUGUGUCGUGAUGGAAAGUGGGGCUCCUUCAGGCAUCUCCCAUUGCAGCAAGCACAACCUCAGGAGUUGACAGAGUAUGCCUAUGUGAAUGUGUUGACUCGUGGAGAUCUCUCAUCUCUUCGCUGGAUUGUCUCCCCGCUUCGGCACUUCCACACAACUAAUCCCAAUGUUCAACUCUGCAAAGUCUAUUAUGCAUCUCUCAACUUUCGGGACAUUAUGCUUGCCACAGGAAAGCUUUCUCCAGAUGCUAUUCCUGGUAACUGGGCUUUGCAGCAGUGCAUGCUGGGCAUGGAGUUCUCAGGACGGGACCUGGCUGGAAAAAGGGUGAUGGGAUUGCUGCCGGCAAAGGGGCUGGCUACAGUAGUAGACUGUGACAAGAAGUUUCUAUGGGAAGUGCCUAAAAACUGGACUCUGGAAGAAGCAGCCUCAGUCCCUGUGGUUUAUGCCACUGCUUAUUAUGCUUUGGUGAUUCGAGGUGGUAUGAAGAAGGGUGAGAGUGUCCUUAUUCACUCUGGCUCAGGAGGUGUGGGCCAAGCAGCCAUUGCCAUUGCCCUGAGCAUGGGCUGCCAAGUCUUUGCUACUGUAGGCUCCACUGAGAAACGCGAGUAUCUCCAAGCAAGAUUCCCACAGCUGGAUGCUAAUAGCUUUGCCAGCUCCCGAAAUACUACCUUUGAGCAACAUAUACUGCGAGUUACCAAUGGAAAAGGUGUCAACCUCGUGUUGAAUUCCUUGGCAGAAGAGAAGCUCCAAGCCAGUUUGCGUUGUCUUGCUCGACAUGGGCGCUUUUUGGAAAUAGGCAAAUUUGAUCUGUCUAACAACAGUCAGCUUGGAAUGGCUCUGUUCCUCAAGAAUGUGGCAUUUCAUGGGAUCCUACUAGAUGCAAUCUUUGAGGAGGGAAACCAAGAGUGGGAAGCAGUAUCAGAGUUGUUGAAGAAAGGUAUAAAAGAUGGCGUGGUAAAGCCCCUGAGGAGUACGGUCUUCAACAAAGAAGAGGUAGAAGCUGCCUUCAGAUUCAUGGCACAAGGAAAACAUAUUGGCAAAGUUAUGAUCAAGGUCCAAGAAGAGGAAAAGGAGUACCCUUUAAGAAGGUCAGAACCAGUUAAAAUCUCUGCCGUCUCCCGAACGUCCUGUCCAGCUACCAAGUCUUACAUCAUCACAGGGGGCCUAGGAGGAUUUGGACUUGAGUUGGCACAGUGGCUAAUUGAGAGAGGAGCACAGAAGCUUAUACUGACAUCUCGUUCUGGCAUACGAACUGGUAAGCAAAAACUGUAAAGGAGCAGUGAACAUGCCUUUCAACAGACCUCUCUUUCAAAUAAUAAUGCUACCAGGCUAGACGGAACACAGCUGUUGAUAGAAGAAGCUUUGCAGUUCGGCCCAGUUGGAGGCAUCUUUAAUUUGGCUGUGGUCCUUAGAGAUGGCAUGAUUGAAAAUCAGACCCCAAAAUUCUUCUGGGAGGUCAACAAGCCCAAGUAUUUGGGCACCCUUCAUUUGGAUUGGGUGACUCGUAAGAAGUGUCCAGACCUGGACUAUUUUGUUGUGUUCUCAUCUGUAAGCUGUGGAAGAGGAAAUGCUGGACAAAGUAAUUAUGGCUUCGCCAAUUCUGCUAUGGAGCGUAUCUGUGAGCAGCGACAUCAUGAUGGGUUCCCAGGCCUGGCAAUCCAAUGGGGAGCCAUUGGUGAUGUGGGUAUCCUUUUGAAGACAAUGGGAAACAGAGAGGUUGUGGUUGGGGGAACCAUUCCCCAGCAAAUCAGCUCAUGCCUGGAGGUGCUUGAUACCUUUCUGAAUCAGCCUCAUCCUGUCAUGUCAAGUUUUGUCCUAGCAGAGAAGGUCUCUGUAAAAACUGAAGGAGGCAGUCAACGGGAUCUUGUAGAAGCUGUUGCUCACAUCCUGGGUGUCCGUGACGUCAGUAGUCUGAAUGCUGAGAGUUCCUUGGCAGACUUGGGCUUGGAUUCCUUGAUGGGUGUGGAGGUGCGCCAGACACUGGAGAGGGACUAUGACAUCGUUAUGACCAUGAGAGAAAUUCGACUCCUUACAAUCAACAAACUGCGUGAACUUUCUUCCAAGUCCGGGACAGCAGAGGAGCUGAAGCCAUCCCAACUGAUGAAGACGGGCCCGAGUGAACCUCCAAAACUAGAUUUGAACAACUUGUUGGUGAACCCAGAAGGGCCAACGAUCACCCGUCUCAAUGAUGUUCAGAGCACAGAGCGCCCUCUUUUCCUUGUUCACCCCAUUGAAGGAUCCAUUGCAGUUUUCUACACUCUUGCCUCCAGACUUCACAUGCCCUGCUAUGGGCUCCAGUGCACAAAAGCUGCUCCUUUGGACAGUAUACAGAGCCUGGCAGCCUAUUACAUUGACUGUAUGAAGCAGAUACAGCCUGAAGGACCUUACCGCAUUGCUGGAUAUUCAUUCGGUGCCUGUGUAGCCUUUGAAAUGUGCUCCCAACUGCAAGCACAACAAAAUGCUUCCCAUGCACUCAACAGUCUGUUCCUCUUUGAUGGGUCUCAUUCAUUUGUGGCAGCAUACACUCAGAGCUACAGAGCCAAGUUGACCCAAGGAAAUGAGGCUGCAUUGGAGACUGAAGCAUUGUGUGCCUUUGUUCAGCAAUUUACAGGCAUUGAAUAUAAUAAGCUGCUGGAGGUUCUUCUGCCCCUGAAAGGUCUGGAGGCUCGUGUGAACGCUGCUGCAGACCUGAUAACUCAGAUUCAUACCAACAUCAAUCGUGAAGCACUCAGCUUUGCUGCUGCUUCUUUUUACCAUAAACUGAAGGCUGCUGACAAGUAUAUACCAGAGUCCAAGUAUCAUGGAAAUGUGACACUGAUGCGGGCAAAGUCUCACAAUGAAUAUGAAGAAGGUCUGGGUGGAGACUACAGACUCUCAGAGGUAUGCGAUGGGAAAGUAUCUGUCCAUAUUAUUGAAGGGGAUCACCGCACCUUACUGGAGGGAGAUGGCGUUGAAUCAAUUAUUGGGAUCAUCCACAGCUCACUGGCAGAGCCACGUGUCAGUGUCAGAGAGGGUUAACUUCUGCUUACUUACUGCGAAUGGUGAAGAAAAUGCCAACGACAUUCCUUGUUAUUACAGACCCCAAGGAACUCUUCCUGUUGUUCAACAUCUCAUCUGCUCUGCUGCCAGAACUGGAAAGUCCAGCUGAACUUGAUUAGUGUUUUUCUCUUUCUUGCUCAUCUUUUCUUUCCCCAAAUUCUAUGGGUUCUCUCUCCUCCUUCCCUUCCUAUGCAUUGUUUUCCCCUAGUAUCCCUGUCUGUGUUGCUCUAGUGCAGUGACUCUGUCACUGUGCACUGCUGUAAGGGUUCCCCACUGAUGGUUGCUUCCUACACCCUUGGCAGUAUGAAAAACAAAUUUAGGAGUAGAUUUCUUGUGCUCUAUAUUGUUUUGUCUUAACAGUAUUCCAAAGGGUAUGUGAUAGCACUUGUUGACCAAGCCCAGUGAGCAGGGAGAGGAGCUGCAGCGGAUUUCGGAGAUACAUUUUUGUCUGUGAAGAAUCUGUCUGUAGUUAGGUCAGAAAGAGAAUUCCAUUGAGGCUUUUGUAACUAUAUUUUUUUAAUUUGAUAUAUUCUAAGUAUUUAUUGUGUCAAACCAGAGACUUGUUACUUGGUUUUAAUUUAUCGUGGGUUAUAGGAGAAAAGAAACAUCCCAUUUUGGAGGGGAAGGUUUAUUCUGCAAGGGAAAGUUGCCCAUUUGUUAAACCAAAGUGCAUCUUUG